Andrographis paniculata is the source of this 2390-nucleotide messenger RNA. RefSeq lists its product as uncharacterized. Gene Ontology annotation, cellular component: cytoplasm; ubiquitin ligase complex. The transcript has 7 exons. Gene Ontology annotation, molecular function: zinc ion binding; ubiquitin conjugating enzyme binding; ubiquitin protein ligase activity. NCBI's taxonomy places the organism in Eukaryota, Viridiplantae, Streptophyta, Magnoliopsida, Lamiales, Acanthaceae. Gene Ontology annotation, biological process: positive regulation of proteasomal ubiquitin-dependent protein catabolic process; protein polyubiquitination; ubiquitin-dependent protein catabolic process. The record is from RefSeq and is a predicted model, not a curated record. Bases 202 to 2256 code for a protein of 684 amino acids.
GAACGGUCUGGUCAAUAUGUUUGUGAACGAAGAAGAAGAAUAGAUGCGGUAGCAGAAACAGAUUAACGAUAAGCCCAUCGCGUUUUGACUUCGUCGUCUUGUGUUGAGCGUGUGGAAAGACGAAUUUAAUGCUCCUUGGGUGUAUGUAUGUAUAAACAUCGCGGAAUUUGGCGUUGGGGUUUUGAACUGCGGAAUUGAUUCAUGGCUGCGUCUUCAAGUAGAAGUGGUUAUAGUAGGGGUUCGCGUCAUCAGCGUUGGGAAUCUGAUGAAGGCUACGCCGCCAGACCUAUUCUCGAUCGCGGCGAGAGCUCUUCUUCAGCAACGACGGCAUCGCGGGGUUUCUUUACAAGUUCGCGUGCCGGAGGACGGACGCGUCCUCGCGGUAGCGGGAAUUCGAGGUCGGCGACUCGGAAUCGCGGUGGGAGAUCAUGGUUAGUGAAGAAUCUGGAGAAAGAACGGCCGGCGGAUUCUGGUGGUGAGUCGAGCACGAUAGAACGGCGGGAGGAUCCUUGUCGUGAGUCGAGCACGAUUCCGAAACUUGAUCUGGAUCGCGGUUGUGUGGACGGCGGCGAUGGAGUUUCUGGCAGUGCGUCGGGAUUAGAUCGAGAUUCUGAUAAUGGUGAAAUUAGGGCGGGUGGAAGGUCAGGUUCGGUUGAUGUGUUCGACGAGGAUAAGUCUAUCAGAAGACUGGAGGAGCUCAGACUGAGAGCCGGAGAAGCACCGGAGUUGUCGGAGGAGAUGCUGAGCGCCAACAAACAGCUACAGGAAGAUGAGCUAUUAGCCCUGGAAUCUAUUUAUGUUGACAACAUUUUCAUCCUGGAUGAUCAAAGUGGCUUAAAGUGUUUCCAGGUUCAUAUUCAUGUUGAAGCACCCAAAGGACUUAAAAUCACUGCAAAGUUUGACUCCUCCAGUUUCCAGGGGAAAAGAGAUGAUGAUUCGUCCGAUUUUUCAUACUCUUUUCAAGUUGAAUAUCUCUCACCAAUUAUAUUAACAUGUCUAUUACCUAAACUGUACCCAAGCAAAUGCCCUCCUUUGUUUACCAUAUACGUUCCGUGGUUGAGAUCUUCUAAAAUUUCUGAACUCUGCUACAAGCUAGAUUUAAUCUCAGCUGAACAGGGUGGGCAGGAAGUUAUAUAUCAAUGGGUGGAAUGGUUGCACAGUAGCACCCUCUCUUACCUUGGUUUUGAAGAUGGGAUAGUUCUUGGACCAUAUGGGGUAAGACAUGAUGCCGAUCGAAGAGCCAUUUCAGGCAGUGUUUCCUUGGACAUUGAUAUUCCUUCAAUAAAAUGCUACAAUGACGAGCAGCACCUUGAGAAUUUCUCCAGAAACAUUAAAAAAUGCUGCAUAUGUUUGAGUGAAUUUUCUGGUUCUGAGUUCAUCAGGCUGCCAUGUCAGCACUUCUUUUGUGAAAAAUGCAUGAAAACAUUUUCCGAUAUUCAUGUCAAGGAAGGGAUGAUAAUAAAACUAAAAUGCCCGGAACAGAAAUGUGAAGGGAUGAUUCCCCCUGGUUUGCUUAAAAGAUUACUCGGUGAUGAAGAGUUUGAACGCUGGGAGUCACUGAUGUUGCAAAAGACACUGGAAUCAAUGAAGGACGUCUUUUACUGCCCCAGAUGCGAAACUGCCUGUCUGGAGGAUGAAGACAAUCAUGCGCAAUGCUCAAAGUGCUUCUACAGCUUCUGUACACUUUGCAGGGAGCGGCGCCAUGUUGGGGUUACAUGCGUGACACCAGAAAUGAAGCUAUUGAUUUUACAGGAGAGGCAAAACUCAACUUUAAUGAAAGAUGAACAGAGGCGGCGAGAGCAAGAUAUGAUCAAUCAGCUUCUGAGCAUGAAGGAGAUAAACGAAACUACAAAACAAUGCCCUUCUUGCAAGAUGGCCAUAUCUCGAUCCGGAGGUUGCAAUAAGAUGGUGUGCGAUAAUUGCGGGCAAUACUUCUGCUACCGCUGUAACAAGGCCAUCUCCGGAUACGAGCACUUCAGGGACGGGACAUGUGAACUAUUCCCGGUGCAGGAGAUUCGACAGUGGGAAGAAAGGAUGAAUCCUCAGCAAAUUGUUGGUCAAAUUGUGGCUGGCCUAAACCCGGAGCGCGCCCAGCUGUGCCCUAAUUGUCGACAGCCCAACGCCAAGGUAGGCAACAACAAUCAUAUAUUCUGCUGGUCGUGCCAAAACCAUUACUGCUACUUGUGUAAGAAGAUGGUGAGGCGCAGCUCGCAGCAUUACGGCCCCAAGGCUUGCAAGCAACACACCCCCGACUAAAUAUUGGCUAUUGUACGUAUUGUAUUGUUUAUCAUGUCAUCAUUACAUCAUUGUUCUCAAUAAAACUAUAAAUAUAUUGCAUUCAAUCAGAAAAAAAAUAAAAAAUAAAUAAAAGCAUGAACAGAGCUAUCAAA